Bacillus rossius redtenbacheri is the source of this 2662-nucleotide messenger RNA. RefSeq names its product very long chain fatty acid elongase AAEL008004. The coding region runs from base 362 to 1366 and encodes 334 amino acids. Gene Ontology annotation, cellular component: endoplasmic reticulum membrane. The transcript has 9 exons. Lineage: Eukaryota; Metazoa; Arthropoda; Insecta; Phasmatodea; Bacillidae. Gene Ontology annotation, molecular function: fatty acid elongase activity. Gene Ontology annotation, biological process: sphingolipid biosynthetic process; fatty acid elongation, polyunsaturated fatty acid; fatty acid elongation, saturated fatty acid. The record is from RefSeq and is a predicted model, not a curated record.
AGACGCAGGUUUUAGCCGCGCUCCAACGGAACCGCUGGCUUCAGACGGGUUCGGGGACGCCGCCCAUGAGGACCGGGUUUGGUGGAACUUCCGCAGGCUGUUCGUAGCUCUGAUAGAGCUUGUUGAGUGCUCAGCGUCUCUGUUCGUGAGCCGCGCGUGCAGCAACGGGACUGUCGUGUUUCGAACAGUUGUGGUUGGAUGGAACAUUGCUGCGAGUGCUUCGCCCGCGGUCGCCUGCUCGCCUGUCUCUCCGGCCGCCGCCUCUUUCUCGGUGUGGCCGUGGUCUCCAAACCGGACGCGUGACGUCAUCGAGUUGUUCCUAGUGCGACUCCGCGCCCCCGCGUGAACAGUUCCUGCAGCCAUGGCGCACCUGGUGAGCGACAUCAUCCACGGCUACCACGACAUCCUGGACAACCGCAGCGACCCGCGCGUGAACCAGUGGUCCAUGAUGGGCAGCCCGCUGCCCACGCUCGCCAUCUGCCUGUUCUACGCCUACUUCGCCAAGGUGCUGGGCCCGCGCCUCAUGGAGAACAAGAAGCCCUUCGACCUGCGCAACGUCCUCGUCGUCUACAACUUCCUGCAGAUGCUGUUCAGCGCCUGGAUCUUCAACGAGUAUCUACAGAGUGGGUGGGCUGGCCACUACAGCUUCAGAUGCCAGCCUGUGGAUUACUCAAACAGCCCCAUGGCCGUAAGGAUGGCAGGGACGUGCUGGUGGUAUUAUUUUUCAAAGUUCACGGAGUUCUUUGACACGUUGUUCUUCAUCCUGCGCAAGAAGAAUAACCAAGUCUCCAAUCUGCACGUCAUCCAUCAUGGAUGCAUGCCUAUGAGUGUUUGGCUUGGAAUGAAGUUUGCCCCAGGCGGCCACAGCACGUUCUUCGCGCUGCUCAACACGUUUGUGCACAUCAUCAUGUACUUCUACUACAUGGUGUCUGCGAUGGGCCCUCGGUUCCAGAAGUACCUGUGGUGGAAGAAGUACAUCACCACUAUCCAGAUGGUACAGUUUGUGUUCAUCUUCGGUCACCAGUUCCAGCUGCUGUUCAUAGAGUGCAGCUACCCAAAAACAUUCAUGGUGUGGAUUGGCCUGCACGGUGUACUCUUCUUGUUCCUGUUCUCCGACUUCUACAAGACCAGCUACAGCAAAAAGAAGAGCGGUCGUGCGCAGAAUGGUGCCUGCAUGCCCCUGUUCGACGAGCCUGCGAGCAAGGAGAACGGAGUGCAGAAUGGAAAUGCCCACACCGUUUCCUCAGACUAUUCCAACGAAUAUGCGAAAACGUACUCCAGUUGUUACUCCAACGGGGUCAGCAAUGGAUACGUGUCCACGGCCGCGAAGAGCACGCUGACGCAGCGGCCCGUCAAGGAGAAGUAGCACCACGUGAACGGGAAACCAUUCAUCUCUGACGUCGUGAGGUUCUGACGUCUGGCUGCAUUUCGGCAAGACUCUUUUCCUCGAAACUCUUUAAGUUCUUUUUUUUUUUUUUGCGAAUUCCUCUGUUGAGACAUUAAUGACCGGUGACCGAGGAUGCAAAGGCGAAAAAAUGAACCAGGGUGUGUGAUGGUUCAGGAGUGUGUCAUAUGCGAGAUGAGGCUGUGUUUCUGCGUGGGAUCUGACCGUCAUUCACGCGAGACUUUAGUUUCUAGACACUUGUAUGGAUUCCGCAAGUUGAGCGUACAACUAAACGUUUAUGUUUUUCUAUGGAGUGUGUAAUACAGCUGUGUAAACAAUGUUGAUCAAUACUUUACUCCAUUGUUGAAUAUUUGAGUUUUAAAGAAAAAUUAGCUGCUUUUUAACUUUUUGUAACUAAUUUGUUACUGGAAAUUUAAUAAUUGUGCUAAGUGUUGUGUGUUGGCUCUUUACGAAACAAAGAAUGUUAUUCAUCCCAGUUCAAUGAAGCAGGUGUAUCAGGAUGUAAAUUAUGUUAAUAAUGUUAAUUUGAAAUGUUUAUGUAUAAAUGACUCUUUUCUAUAUUACGCUUCAAACUCUGCAGAAUUGCAUACAUUGGAAACUUGCAGAUUUUACAAAAAAAAAUUUUGUUUAAAUUUUGUAUGUUUUAAGUUUAUAUUUUGAUGAUGCAGCUAAAAGCUUGCAGUAUUUUUAAUGUUUUCUCAUGUUUUGGUUUAUCUGUGGAACAACUAACUCAAAAUAAACAAAACUGAUACAAACUAUAAAUGUAGUUACAUAAGCAGUGGUGGAUGCAGGGUGGGAUCGUUGGGGGGGGGAAUAAUUCUCCCCUAAUCACUAUGAAAAAGUGAGGUGUCUCAAUGAAGGCAGUACGUUAUUUGAGUGAUGUAAGGUGAGCUGUUAAAACACCUGGAAUCACAUUCCACAAUUUUCUUUAAUACAAAUAUCUUUUUUUUAAUCCACUCUUGAAAUAAAUUUCUGUAUCUGCCACUGUACAUUUGAAAUGUCUUCAAAAAAUUUAAACUGUUAACUUUCUUUGGCAGUUUUCCCAAUUGAAUACACUACAUCUUGUUGAAAUUGCAAACAUACCCUUGAGUUGCAUGUCAUUACAUAAAUGUUGUAAUAGUAAUUGUUUUGUUACUAUGUACAGUAUCUGUUGCAUCCUAUAAAAUUUUACAUGCAAGAGUUCAAAUUUUGUACUACUUGUAAAAUUAAUUACUUGUUUAAAAUAGAUUUUGUACAUUACAGAGUGUUUCCAUUUUA